CAAACGCACCCUGUAUGUUGAGCGGAAACGCCGUCGGUGGAGGGUUUCCACUAGUUACCACAGCCUUAAAGUCAAAAUUGGCUAUAUUUUCAAAAUUCAGAACUAAAAUAUGCUUAAAUUAAGGUUAGAAUUAGGCAUACAUUUAGCAGUGUGGUUAAGGUUAGGUUUAAAAUCUGAUUUUAAGAAAAUAAAUGGUAGAAUAGGAGAAUAGGCGGGGUUUAUGACUUUGUGGCUGUGUGACGACCGUGAGGAGGCUACCAAAGAAAAUGCUAUUGUUGUCGUCUGUCAGAUAGACGAUAACUGGCAUAGAUACUAAGCUAGCUGAAAUUAAUUAUCAAUGAGUAUUUUAUAUAUUGACAACGCCACAUAUUACAUGUUAAAAUGAAAAAAGGAGGAAUGCUCCGUUGGGCCUAACUGCUCUGACCUGAGGGAGCUGAGUCUGCUCACCCCAUAAUCCCUUUGAUCCCUGACUCUUGACCCCUGGACGGUGUAACCAUGACGACGGGGGAUUGUUGCCACCUCCCGGGCUCCCUGUGUGACUGCACUGGCAACGCUGGCCUGUCCAAAAGCGUGGAGGAGUCGGAUAACUGCAGAGCGCAGUAUGUCACCCAGGUCACAGCCAAAGAUGGGCGGCUGCUCUCCACCGUCAUCAAACCUUUGAGCACACAGAGCGAUGGGCCAAUCUGCCGGAUCUGCCAUGAGGGGGCCAACGGCGAAGGGCUUCUGUCCCCCUGCAACUGCACAGGGACUCUGGGCACGGUGCACAAGAGCUGCCUGGAGAAGUGGCUCUCCUCCUCCAACACCAGCUACUGUGAGCUGUGCCACACAGAGUUCACCAUUGAGCGCAGACCCAAGCCCCUCACAGAGGUAACAAAGUGGCUGCGGGACCCGGGCCCUCGUAACGAGAAGCGCACAUUGUUCUGUGACAUGGUGUGCUUCCUAUUAAUCACUCCCCUGGCAGCCAUCUCUGGCUGGCUGUGUCUGAGGGGAGCCCAAGAUCACCUGCACUUCAACAGCAGACUGGAGGCCUUAGGCCUCAUCGCCCUCACCAUCGCCCUUUUCACAAUCUACGUCCUCUGGACUCUGGUAUCAUUCCGCUACCACUGUCAGCUCUACUCUGAGUGGAGACGAACCCAUCAGAAAGUACGCCUCCUCCUUCCAGACGCAAAGGGGCGGCAUUCUAACCAGCAUUCCUUGCUCUCCACCAAGCUGCUGAAAAAGACGGCAGACGAGACUAUAGUAUGAGGUCAAAGGUGGGAAGAUUUGAAGUUGGUGUUCUUCGGGUGCUGGAGGUUCUCAAUGAAAAAGCACGUCUCCAACCAGAGCCCAAGCUCUUUUUCUAUUUAAAUCCUUUUUACCUAUGUGUGUCAUCAUCGUCAGCACUUCUUUUUUAUUUUUGUCGUCUGAAUCUCUGAUUGUGUUUUUUUGUGAUCUGGUAAAGAAACCAGUAUGUUAGAGACCAGUGAUUACCUUGCAGUAUGGUGUUUCUGAAGGUUUGGAAAAGGGCAGUUGAUUGGAUGGGUCUCCGCUGUGCCCUGCAAAGGGACGACCUAGGAUUCAUUGGACAUAUGCUCAGUGGAGAUGGCUGCUGAAGCUUUAAGACCAAACCCUCUAGUGUUUAAGUGGACAAUUCCCACUUUCUCCUCCCUAAUUUCCUUCACAGCGUCUCUAAAAGUGUAGCAUGGAUCGUUGACGCUGAUCUACGGCGAUCCAUCCAGCGGUUGGUUCCCUAGCCACUGAGUGUAGAAGUAAGAAGCUUAAAGCUUUGAUUCCUGUUUACCAGCCACAGGCUAUUAGACUGGGGGGGAUUAUAGAUGCUUUUGACAUUGCUACGCAAGCCAGUUGACUCCCUUCAAUUCAGCUCCAUCUGUUUUCCCCCUUGGUGUGAGCAGGAAUUUUGUUCAUAAAGAUGGAGAUUGUGCAAUAAAACACUGGACACGGUUUCCUCUCACAGUACGUGAUGAGACUGCUACCAACAUGCACAGUUUUGCAUGCAUGUACUGUUACUUUUUUAUUUUUGGUAUUGUUUUUUGGGGGGGGGGGGGGUUACUGUGGAGGAUUGUACGAGAGGUUGGUUGAGCUCCCAUUCAUCUGGUGUUACUAGUUAGUAUGUUGAACUGGGUUUUCCCCCUAGAGUAUAGAGGUCUCUCAUACUAUUAGAACCAAAUAGAGUGAGCUGAUCUAGGUAGGUAGGUAGGUCUACACGCCACUGAUGAGAGAGAAAAAAACUUUACGUAAAUGUAUAUUCUACCAACAUGAAGUUAAAAACUUUUUGUGGUUGACGGAAAGUAAGUCUUACCUUUCCAGGACAAUGUUAGAGUAGCGCAGGUCAAGAUCACUCUUCAAUAGCUAGUACAUUGCUCUCCUACGACGAUAGACCAAUGAAAUGCUUUUAAAUAUUAUGUGUUUUUUUGUGUAGUCAUAACAUUUGCUAGUAAUCACAUGCAGCAAGAGCGUAGAUUGGUUAAUUGAUGUUACUUCAUGUUUUGUAGCAGUUGUAUUCCCUUUCUGAUAUGCAGGCGACCAGACUGACGUCUAGUCUCAGACGUCUACAGAUGUCAACUGUACCUUGACAGUAGAACCCAGUGUGUGGAGCAAGACCAGUGUAGGCAUUGUUCUCACCCAUCUACCACAGCUUUAAAAUGCACGAGUUGACCUCUGGACAAGAGAGAUAUGCAAAAACACAGAUUUAUAGGGCUGGCCAUGUUACUAUCAUCUGUUUGGAUCUUUUCAUGAAUAUACAGUUGAAGUCGGAAGUUUACAUACACUUAGGUCGGAGUCAUUAAAACUCAUUUUUCAACCCCUCCACAAAUUUCUUGUUAACAAACUAUAGUUUUGGCAAGUCAUUUAAGACAUCUACUUUGUGCAUGACACAAGGAAUUUUUCAAACUAUUGUUUACAGACAGAUUUUUUUUACAUAUAAUUCACUGUAUCACAAUUCUAGUGGUUCAGAAGUAUACAUACACUAAGUUGACUGUGCCUUUAAACAGCUAGGAAAAUUCCAGAAAAUGAUGUCAUGGCUUUAGAAGCUUCUGACAGGCUAGUUGACAUCAUUUGAGUCACCCACUGGUACACACAGUGGAUGUAUUUCAAAGCCUACCUUCAAACUCAGUGCCUCUUUACUUGGGAAAAUCAAAAUAAAUCAGCCAAGACCUCAGAAAAGAAAUUGUAGACCUCCACAAGUCUGGUUCACCCUUGGGAACAAUUUCCAAACGCCUGAAGGUACCACGUUCAACAAUAGUACAACACCAUGGGACCACGCAGCCGUCAUUCCGCUCAGGAAAAAGACGCGUUCUGUCUCCUAGAGAUGAACGUACUUUGGUGCAAAAAGUGCAAAUCAAUCCCAGAACAACAGCAAAUGACUUUGUGAAGAUGCUGGAGGAAACAGGUAAAAAAGUAUCUAUGUCCACAGUAAAACAAGUCCUAUAUUGACAUAACCUGAAAGGCCACUCAGCAAGGAAGAAGUCACUGCUCCAAAACCGCCAUAAAAAAGCCAGACUACGGUUUGCAACUGCACAUGGGGACAAAGAUCAUACUUUUUGGAGAAAUGUCCUUUGGUCUGAUUAAACAAAAAUAGAACUGUUUGGUCAUAAUGACCAUUGUUAUGUUUGGAGGAAAAGGGGGGAAGCUUGCAAGCCGAAGAACACCAUCUCAACCUUGAAGCACGGGGGUGGUAGCAUCAAGUUGUGGGGGUUCUUUGCUGCAGGAGGGACUGGUGCACUUCACAAAAUACAUGGCAUCAUGAGGCAGGAAAAUUAUGUGGAUAUAUUGAAGCAACAUCUCAAGACAUCAGUCAGGAAGUUAUAGCUUGGUCGCAAAUGGGUUUUCCAAAUGGACAAUGACCACAAGCAUACUUCCAAAGUUGUGGCAAAAUGACUUAAGGACAACAAAGUCAAGGUAUUGGAGUGGCCAUCACAAAGCCCUGACCUCAAUCCUUUAGAAAAUUUGUGGGCAGAACUGAAAAAGCAUGUGCUAGCAAGGAGGCCUACAAACCUGACUCAGUUACACCAGCUCUGUCAGGAGGAAUGGGCCAAAAUUCACCCAACUUAUUGUUGGAAGCUUGUGGAAGGCUACCUGAAACGUUUGACCCAAGUUAAACAAUUUAAAGGCAAUGUUACCAAAUACUAAAUGAGUGUAUGUAAACUUCUGACACACUGGGAAUGUGAUGAAAGAAAUAAAAGCUUAAAUAAAUAAUUCUCUCUACUAUUAUUCUGACAUUUCACAUUCUUAAAAUAAAGUGGUGACCCUAACUGACCUAAGACAGGGUAUUUUUACUAUAAUUAAAUGUCAGGAAUUUUGAAAAACUGAGUUUAAAUGUAUUUGGCUAAGGAGUAUGUAAACUUCCGACUUCAACUGUGUAUGGGUGUUUGGUUUGAGUUCCUCUUUGUUCAGUUUUGUAUAUUUUACUUUCUUCAUUGUACACUGUAUGGUCGCUUCAGAACCCCCUUUGUUUUAGCCAAGCUUAAUUUUUGCAUAUUUGUUUAUAUAUAUAUUGUUAAUCAUAAUGUCGUCCAUGGUUGAACGUAAAAGUAUUGACCCUGAAUGUUAACAGGCCUGAAUAGAAGAGAGACUGAAUGCAAAUAGCCUCAGUAGAAAGCUCAAAUUAUGGUCCACAGAAGCCAAAAACCUAGGCCUAGAUUUGACGCUCACUUAUUUCUAUGAUACUAGUAUUUGUUAUAAUCCCUUCAUGGCAAUCAUACUCAUUUACAUUUAAGUCAUUUAGCAGACGCUCUUAUCCAGAGCGACUUACAAAUUGGAAAGUUCAUACAUAUUCAUCCUGGUCCCCCCGUGGGGAAUGAACCCACAACCCUGGCGUUGCAAGCGCCAUGCUCUACCAACUGAGCCACACGGGACCAACUGAGCCAUACUCCUGUGUUUUGCUUAUUUUGUAGGUGCAGGUUCAACUCUUCCAGUACCUGUAGGCUUCGUGCAUUGAGGGUUUAACACCUGAAGGGCUUUGCAGUGGGACAGCUAAGCUGUGUAAGUGUUAUGCAGCUGUGAGAAUCCUGGUUAUGAGAGUGACUUUCUGGAAUCAGUUUCAACCUGAAAAAUUGUUAUCUCCAGUCACAGUAAACGAAAUAGGAAAGUCAUCCUCUCAACUUGAACAGCAUAGACAGACAGUCAGCCUAGUUCAGUGGUGUCCUGUUGGGAGACCCCUUUAAAAAAAAAUAAAGUACCCUCCUCUUUUUUGUUGUUGUAAAGUGUUUAUUUGACCUCUAAAGGAAUCCUCUUGUCUGGAAAAUAUAUUUGUUGUUAAAUAAUACUAGAGCUUAGUAGGAGGUUAUUUUCCUGUAUGUCAAUGUGUGUUGUGGAGUGGAACAGCUUUCAGGAUCUUUCAGCAUGGAGAGAGUUCUUAUCUGCAUUGUCAGUGAUGGGCCACUGCCCUAUCACAUGCUGUCUCUGAUUGGUGCUUUUUGCCUCUACCUGACAUGUUGGGAGCUAUGGAGACUUUGCAAUGUAGGGUGUAGUUACAGCAGUGUGCAAUUUGAUAACUUUACAAUGCAAUUCUUACCUAUAACCUUAACAAUAGAUAAUGAAAUCAGAAAUAUAAUGUAGAAGCUAGUGCAUAUGAAGGAUCAUAGCAGUUUGCUCACUUGUGCAGUCUGAGAGGGCCACGAUAGGAUGUUUUAUUUUGCUAUGUGAGUCUGUGAGUUGCCAACAAUAUGCAACACUGCUCCCUUUGAAGGCUGCUCAGAGACAUACUUGCCACAUUACUCCAGCUUUUAUAUAACCGUUAACUCAAACAGGUCAUUUUCUCCAAAGAUGCAUUGAUUCUUGUUUUAUAUAUCAAAUGACACUUUCACAAAACUAUCAUGGAAAUCAAUACAGUUUGGUUGUUUCUAUAGUCUUCUAACACCGACUUUGAAAGGGAUUUUGAAAGCAUUACUGAUAUAGUACAAUUUUCCAAUAUCUGGUGUUUGGGUAUUGCUCCUCAAAUUUUCUUUUUAGUUUGAAGACGCAACAAAGAUUCCUUGGCAUUCUCAUGCUUGUAUGUAGAAGGAGCAACAUACCAGAUUUGUAGACUUGUUUUUGUUUGAUAAUGUUUUAAUCUCUUGUUAAUUCUGCCACUGUUUUUAACAUAAUGAUGUGUAUCAGUUGUAAUUUAUGUUCAAUUAUUCAUUAAGCACAGGGUUUUUAUCACUCUUAGAGAUGGAAUCCGCAGAAACUGAGGAGCGUCGCACAGCAUGGUAAAACAAAUGAUGCUCUUCUAUCGCAGGUGCAAUGAUGUCUGUUGGGGGGAAAACAGUGUUCGUUUUUUGUUGUUGUAAUAUCGCAAACGGACGUGGCAGUUCCACCAUUAAGGAUUCCAGCUUUAACUAUGAUGUUUAUGUUGUGCAGUGGGAAAAGAAAGAUGUCUAAACCCAAAAUAUGUUGGUGCUUGCAAUCAGCCAAGAAACUGCAAAGCAAAUAAAAAAUGGAAGCUACAGUAUGGAUAAACAUCAA
Molecule: messenger RNA, 6444 nt
Organism: Salvelinus fontinalis (brook trout)
Lineage: Eukaryota; Metazoa; Chordata; Actinopteri; Salmoniformes; Salmonidae
Product: E3 ubiquitin-protein ligase MARCHF2-like
Exons: 5
Coding region: 496-1245 (249 amino acids)
Biological process (GO): protein ubiquitination
Molecular function (GO): zinc ion binding; ubiquitin-protein transferase activity
Source: RefSeq, a predicted model, not a curated record